ACCGAGGACGCGUCAGGGCGCAGGCAGCUGAGUUGAAGAAGCGCGUGUGUGUGCGCAAAUCGAUCGGUGUUCCCUGGCGUGACCGCGGAGGAAAGUCGCCUCUGAAUCUGGACGGGACUGUUUUCCUUUCCGGCGCGAAGAAAUUCUGUCUCCAAACUCCCGGACAAGCCGAGGAGAGUCCUGUGGCUGCGCGCGUGCGUCUAGACGAGGAGAGGAGAGAGAGCCGAGGAUAACAACUCUCCACGCAGCCUCUGCUCCUAUAAAGCACAAUCCUAUACAAGCGUAUUUUCCCCUUGCAUUUCUAUUCGUUUCUUACUCUGGCACGGUGGAUAUGGGACUUCAAGAUGUGAGCGCUCCCUCGCUUCACUGAUGGGAGAUUUAUCAAGUGUCAGUGUGAGAGCGGCAGCCGAGGACGAUGUGCGCGAAUAACCUGAAGGAAGACCAAACAGAGAAGCGAGGAUCUGUAACGAAUAUUUCUGUUGCUUAAAAAAAAUUGGGAUUUUUUUUUUCCUGCAAUUGUUUUUGAGUUUUCUAAAACAUAUUGUUGGACAGACUGAAAGGAGAAACUUCACCCCCCACCCCCCUCACCCCACACACACCAACAUCACAGUUCAGGGGGUCACAGCCAACGGACCGAGAAGGAGACAGAGAGGAGGGCUAUACUUAUAAAAAAAAAAGAAAAUUGCGUGCAUGCAUAUCUUUUUCAAUUCUUUUUAUUUUUGCAGAACUUUUACAUUUUUACAUGCCUGGACUGGUACAAUGAGCCCCAUCGCUGUCUCUUCCCUCCGCUGGUUGUGUGGACACCGGGACAGAGCAGCUUUGGUGUCCCGACCCCAGGAGGAGGGAGCCCGGCACUGAUGCGUAUUUUUGACGCCGUCCACCCACAAACCUCCCGUUUUAUUUCGAGAUAAAGUCGCCGGUGAGCAGCGUCACCCAGUCCCUCACCUGAAGCUUCAUAUUUUGGGGUAAUCAAUCCAGAAAAGAAAAGUUGAAUAUCUUUUGAAGGGGGCCGGUCGCCUGCCUCUUUCUCUGCAACGGAGGUCAGGGUCUGCGGGCCGUCCGGUGGUAUUUUAACUGCCCUCCCAUCUUACUGGGGCCCUGCAGCCAGUUCAAUGAUGGAGAUUCACUGUAAGCACGACCCGUUUGCGGCAAUGCACAGGCAUGGUGGCGUGAACCAGCUUGGAGGUGUGUUCGUAAACGGCAGGCCCCUCCCAGACGUCGUGCGACAGCGAAUAGUGGAGCUAGCCCACCAAGGGGUUCGGCCCUGCGACAUCUCACGCCAGCUCCGAGUCAGCCACGGAUGUGUCAGCAAGAUACUGGGCAGGUACUAUGAGACGGGCAGUAUCCGCCCCGGGGUGAUCGGGGGAUCCAAACCAAAGGUUGCUACACCCAAAGUGGUCGACAAGAUCGCCGAUUACAAACGCCAAAACCCCACCAUGUUUGCCUGGGAGAUCCGGGACAGGCUCCUGGCCGAGAGAGUGUGCGACAACGACAGUGUCCCCAGCGUCAGCUCCAUCAACAGGAUCAUUCGGACUAAGGUUCAGCAGCCCGGCCAAACGGGCCCAGUGUCGGCUCACAGUUUAGGGUCGUCGGUGGGGGCCACACAGGUCUCAGGAGUGACCAGCGACUCGGCCGGCUCCUCGUACUCCAUCAGUGGAAUUCUGGGUAUCAGUUCAGCCGCUGAUGUGGGCAAGAGGAAGAGGGACGAAGGUCUGCAGGAGUCGCCGCUGGCCAACGGGCAUGGCCACAGUGGGCGGGACUUCCUCAGGAAGCAGAUGAGAGGGGAGCUGUUCUCACCGCAGCAGAUCGAGGUACUGGACCGCCUGUUUGACAGACAGCCACCCUGUCCAAUCCAAUCCGGCUAUGACCACUAUGUGAGCCCUGACUUUGGCAAGACGUCAGAUUAUUCGGCCAUGGCCUCACUAGCGGGUGGACUGGACGAGAUGAAGAACAGUUUGGCAAAUCCUGGUGCAGGUGCAGAGCUAGGAGCCAGUGUCUCCGGUCCACAGUCCUAUUCUCUUGUUCCAGGUCGAGACAUAGCCAGCACCACUCUGCCAGGCUACCCUCCACACGUUCCUCCAACUGGACAGGGCAGCUACUCCACCCCUUCCCUCACUGGGAUGGUACCUGGUGGAGAUUUUUCUGGAAGUCCAUAUUCCCACCCUCAGUAUUCCACAUACAAUGAAUCAUGGAGAUUUCCUAACCCCAGUUUAUUAGUGUUUCAGCAGGAUUAUGGGUCUCUCCUGGGGACGGAAAUCGGCUGCUCCUCCAGUCUCUUCACCAGCCAGGCAGGACAGAUGCAAGGAUCACCGUACUACUACAGUGCAACAUCACGGGGGACAGGCCCUGCAGCCACGGCAACAGCCUCCGCCUACGACCGCCACUGACCCGUCCUAUUGAGAGGAGGAAGAGGAGAGGGAGGAAGGGAGGGAUGAAUAGCACCAUCACUGCUCAGUACACGCCUGCCUACACACACAUGUUUGACGUCAGUGAAAUUUGAAUCUUCUUUGACGGACAGCUGCACCAACAAAAGCAUUGUUGGGUUUCAGCAUAGACAUACGGUACAUGACUGUGAUCAUCACAGGAAUAGCAGUGAUCUGACUGAUAUUUGACGGAUCAAAAGAUUUUACAAAUGCAUAAAUUUGGACUCUACCAUAACGUAUGAAGACUUUGUAUCAUUAAUCCUAAUUUCAACCUAUAUCUAGAAAUUCAAUAGUUCAAUGCACUGUGAGUGCAGUGGUAACUGAAACUGUAAAAAUCUGUGCUGUGAUCUUCUGGGUAAAAUGUUUUCAGUUUGGGUACAUUUUUCGAUUUUGAAUUAUUUGAGCUUUUUAGAGCAAGAUCACUUUUUCAAACAGUCUUUUAAUGACCCGACAUUAAUCGAAUACAUUUUCUAUGCCAUGCUACGGUGAAGUAAAGACAAUCCAACUCUCAUAACUUAGAAUGACCAAAAUCAACCACAUCAGUAUCACUCUGCCGUAGAUUCGAAACAUUUCCCUCGGGAUCACAGUGCUUAAUAAUCAGGAGACGACGAGUUUCACAAAUGUUUGCUAAGUCCCACCCCCUUUUGCUACUGUUGUAAUUCAUGAAUAACAACGGGGCUAACUUUUCAUGUGACAAUGGAGGCACCGGCUGGUAAAAUUGAGUUAGGCGCAUGCGGCCAAUCAAAUGCGAAAGAAGCGGCAGAGGCAGCUGGCUAACCUGCGCAUGCUCUUCUGGUUGUGGAUGGUACAUUAACACAAUAGCCGGCUAUGUUGUGUUCCCAAGAAUAAAACUGUGAAUGUUUUUUCGUUAUGAUGACCGCUCCAGCACCAAGCUUUGGGCAUACACACACCAUCCAGCGUUAACCACACAUACUAGCAUUUCCAGAUUACAUCGGGUAAAUAAACACAUCAUAUUUAAUACGAGGGUUUUGGAAGGGAAUAGAAGACUGCUCUAACCGCAGCCCCCCCCCCCCCCCCCCCCCCAUGCACGUUGCUUCGGCAUGUGGAGGAAUCUAGAGCUCGACAGGUCUGCUGUGCGUAGUUACGGUUGCUAAGCUAUGAUGGUUGCUCAGUUGGAGGUGGGGUUUAGCGAUCAGUCCAUGUCAGUCAGUUUUGCAGUUUCAUAACACGGAAAACUAUCCUCGAACAUCCCCACUUGCAUUCAAAGUGGUUCUGAACCCACUGACCAACGGACAGGCCUUUUACUCAAGCACAGCAUCAAAUCUGAACCCUCGACUGUAAAAAGGUAAACAUGUUCACAUCAGACCAAAAUCAAAUCGACCAGGGAGUCCUACUGUACAGGAAGGUGCUAUCCGACCUCCCCAGCCAAGAUUGAGUCCUGAUCAAGAGCUAUUUAUAAUGGGGGAGACACAGAGUAAUAUAUUAAGAAGCUUUUCCGCGCUGCACUCCAUGAGAGUGAAUGCCUGUAAUGAUUUAUAAUAUGUGUCACGCUGUUGUGCUAGAAUAGUGAUGAUGAUGAUGAUGAUGAUGAUGAUGAUGAUGAUGAUGAUGAUGAUGACGACGAUGCAGUGAAAAAUGAAAUCUUAAGAACUUUCAAUAUGAAAAGAAGUCUUUGUUUAUAAAUGUGAUCUGACUGCGAUUUUCUUGUUUAUAGUUUGUUGCCUGAUAUCAGUUGACGCCGGUGACACUUAAUAAGACGCCAUUUUUAACUGCUUCCUGAAUAUUCAGAAGAAGAGCCAGGAAACAGUGUCACCCUCUCUUUCUCUCUUUCUCUCGCUCUCUUUCUCUCUUUAAACUCCCCAAAGAUGGGCCCCCCCUAGUGGAUCGGCUGACUAACUACAAAAGCACAAAGACUCAAUCAUCUUUUAAUGGCGCCAUUUUAUGACUUCCUUUUAGAACCAUGAAGUAUUUCCUCUCUUCCCCUUCUUGAGUGCUUGUCCUUGUGCUGUUUGACAUCCUGAAAUUGUUUCUAUAAAAACUUUGCUUUCGUGAAAAAACAAGUGAAACUGUUUUCUUUUUUUUGGGGGUUUCUCUCCUACAACAGUUCUGCGCUGUGACAAUGCAUGACACCAGGGUUGAGGCCUUACCCGCUCAAUGUACAGACAGAGCAGGAGAGAUUUGCCCUGUUGCACUGAUUUGAAAUCAGUGCCGUGAUCCCUCCCAAAUGUUUAAGAGCCCACCAUGUUGAUCUUGUGUGAGGGCCAUAUCCUCCUAAACCUGUACGUAGCUUCCUGUCUCACUUCUGUCCAUACAAGAUUUGUACAGUACUUAGCGAAAGAGAAGAGACGUCACAAUGUCGAUAGCAAUUUUAAUUAUUCACAUUUGACUUUAGAUUUUAGUGAUGGGACUUUCUUUUUAAGAAAAAAGAUUAAGAGGUUUGUGGUGUUGUUUUAGCCAUCGUCUGCAAGUGUUUACAUAUCUUUUGUUUGUUUGUUUGUUUUGGGUACGUUUGGCUGCAAGUAGCACUUCAUUGCUACUGUGUAAUUUUACGAGUUAACAGAUUGGAAGCACCAAAUCUGCAGUGGAGACAUGAAAUAUAGCUAUAUAAACGUAUACCUAUGAACACGGAACAAAACUGUUAGUUUCUGAAUCUUUUUGUUUCUGGAUUUUGAAAUAGUGGUAGGGUGGAUCCUUUUACAUUUGUAGACCUUAAAAGUUGUGCAAGCACAACUCUAAAGAAGAUUCUUCUAACUGCUCGUCCGCUGUGCUGCCUGCAAGAAGGAGCCAAUCCUUGUUUCUGUCUUUAUCUCUUGAUCUUUCUGAGGCAUUAUUGAACCUGAACCACACCAGCUGAAAACAAGGACAGUGCCUUUAGUUUUAUAUGUCAACAACCGCCCCUGACUGACCACAAGUCACUAAACGAUGAUUCAGCAUCCCUCCCUGCGAUUCCUUAAAAAAAUCUAUCUGCCACGAGGUUGUAGAUUAAACUUCCAUAUGUAGCAGAGAGUUAUUUCAAUACCAACAUCAGACAAUAAAUUCCAUUGUAUAAAUAACAUCUGAGCUGUUAUACCCCCACCUUCCCCUGACCUAGCACUGUGCAUCGUGCAUCACAGUCCUGCACAUCUCCCAUCACCUGGACAUUCAGCAUCUCAAAGUCUCUAAUCGGGAUAAUGUUGAAAAUACAAAGUCAUCAGAUUAAGAAUAUUUGUUGACGUCUACCAGCUUGAAAAACAACUGCUGUAAAACAACAACAAAUUUGAAUUGAUUAAUUUCCUUAAAGUCAAUAACAGACUUGGCCACAGUGCUGCAAAAACGUUAACAGUCAAACGUCAGAAUUAUUAUCAAAGAUGGUUUCUGUCAUUUUAGGUAAUUCUUAUCAUAUUAAUGUAUGAUCAAGUGCUCAUGUUCCCAGUAAGUUAGUUUGAGUUACUCACUAUAUAGACUGGUAUAUAUACACUGACUCGUGAUUGGUCGAGUGCGUGUAUUGACGUGUACAGAUGUUCGCUUCAGGGUAAACUGUUGUCACUUUGACGAUCCCCUGAUUUUUCAUCUAGUUUGCUCAAAACAAACUGAGAACAUGGUAAACACAACAGCUGUUAAUUGCGUCUUAGUAUUCUCACUGUGGGCAUAGCAUGCUAAUGUAUUUAGCAUUUAGCUCAAAGCACUGCUGCCUCACAGAGCUGCACAGCUGAAGACAGUCUUACAGAUACCCUGCAAUCAUUAUCUCCAGUUUCUAUGUUGCAGAGGAUAUUUCCCACUAAUACCUGAGUUUGUAAUUUGAAUAUUCUUCCUUUUAUUAAUAAAGUAUACGUCUGUGACUGCAAUGUCCAAAUUUGGGAAGAUCCGUACAGGACUGUGAUGUGUGGUGUGCAGCUAUGGAACAGGACUACACAGAACCCACUGGCACAGAAAAAGGCACAAGACAAACAUAAAGCGCCAAGUUAGCAACAGACAUAUUCCAAGUCUGUUCAUUAAUAUUCUUUUUUUAGUAACCAGAGCAAAUUGAAUUACACCCCUCACAAACACAAACACACACACACACACACACACACACACACACACACACACACACACACACACACACUACUGUACAUGUGAAGAGAUAUCGAUUGAAACCGUCCGUUCUCCUUGAGGAGGUGAAUCCGGUCGUGCCUCCUCCAAACGAGGCUAAACCCGGCGCCCGUUCUCCGGUGCAGCCAAGACACCAGAGAUACAUUAACGGGAUUAAUUGUUAACUAUGCAUCGCUAUAGUGACACAGCUUGCCUUGCCAUUGGUUUGACCUGACUGGUUCACGUGGGGGGAGACUGGGUUCCUGUCGGCCCGCAGUCGUUUUUUCGAUUGGCAGCUGUGACAUUGACUGCAGCGACGAGGGAGGAGGGGGGGGACUGUCAUUGUGGGUGGUACAGUAAGAAGCAAGGCAGGCAGAGGCCACACACACACACACACACCGACACACACCGACACACACUAGCACACAAAUAAGUACAGACACACUCUCCCUCCCUUUGUCCUUUGCAGAGUGGUGAUCGCCCCUCCUCUCAUGCCCCUGUGUUCCCCAGGGGAGGCCAAACCUGCUGUGCCAUCAGAAGCUCAUCCCAGCUUCUUUCUCCCCCUCCCUCAGCCCUAAUCUCAUCAUAUCUGCAAUCGUCUUCCCCCUCUCUCCUCCUCUCCCCUCCUGUAGCACUGCCACACCACCAGGAUUAGGAAUAUUAAAACUAUUCUGUUGAUUCCAGGCUUGUGACCUUCUCUUAAAAGUCCUCCCUCUUUCUUCACACAGCCGUAUUAAUCCCUUUCCCCCCUCUCUGACUUUUCACUCCAUCUAUUCAGACGUGAUGCUCACUGUCCUGUCAGGAAUUCUGCAUAGGAAUGAAACAGGGUGUUUUGUGCCAAAGCGAGGUCAUUUCAAUGGCAAUAUUGCUGCCUGGAUCUUUAUUUGGCCGAGAUUAUUCCAUGAGAUCACAUCUCACCUUCGGUUUUCUCUUCAUGUAGCUGUGGAGAGUUUAAAACACCAGGAAACACUAGUUUCAGGUCAGAUGUUUUCUUUCCAGCACUGCCACAGUCUACUGUCCAUGAAAAUACAGUUGCGUCCUCAAUUUCUGUUAUCCCAGUUCCAAGUCAAAUUGCGAAAUAAAUGCAAAUUCGUUUUUUUUUCUUUAUUAUGAUUUCUCACCGAGUGUGCACCGCCUGACUGUAUCUCAAUAUGAAUCCAUGAAGAUGGCUACUGCCUUUGUAAAACCUGAGGGGAUUUCAGCAUCACAUCUUGACAGCAAUUAGUGGCACAAUCUGUUUCAUGCUUGCUGAUAUAACUAGGCUCUGGACAGAUCUCAUACUGAAGUGUUACAAUGUUCUGUACAUCUUAAUAUUAUUCAACUGUGGAAGAGGAGAAACACACACGACUCAGCCUACAAAAAUCGACUGUGCUUUUUAAGCAGAUGUUUCAAUCAAAAAGAAAAAGACAAAAAAAUAAUAAACAUGAUUUUUCACCUUACUGUGGCCUUUCGUGUAACAAUCUGGAGUUUUUUGUGUCCAUGGCUUCCUAUCUGGGGUGUUCAAGGGAUAUUUAUAUCUGUGACGUUUCGGGGGAAAAAAACAUAUACAGACAAACAAAUGACAGAAAGAAAAACAUCAGCGUACAAAAACAGACGUGAAAUUAGGUUUCAAACACUUCAUCUGUCUCUAGUCUACAAAAUCAAACGCGACAAAAAGAAAACAUAUCUGUAACAUUCACCAAAGCCUGUGAUGCCUGUUUUAAAUGAUAGAUUCUUGUACAAAAAAACAUAUAAAUAUCAGAAAAGACUUAGAGAUACAAACACAAAAUGAAGAUUCUGGAGGGGAGGAUUUAAAAAAAAAAAAAAAAGGUAAAAGAAAUGCUUCUUUAAGAAAACGUGUAUGUUUUUUAUUCGAUUUUCUAGUAGUUGCAAACAAAAAACUUGGUGUUUUUUCUCUUUGUGUGUUGUGUGUUGUCUUAAUAUUUGAAUGUAAUUUACUGCAGUGCAAAUUUGCCAAAGAUAUCAUAUCAAUUGAUUUUUCUUCAGUUAUUUUAUUUUAUUUUGGUUUUUGUUCCUGAAUUGUGACCAAUUUUGUUCAGAAACUGGAAAUAAAUGGUGAAUUUGAUAUUAUGCUUAUUUUUUUAUAUUUCUAUUGUUAAUAAUAUUGUUAUUUUAUUUCCUGGUUUUUAGUUUACUGUGAAAUAUUCAAUUGCAGUUUGCUUGACACAUCUCUUCAUACUCUGGUCUGUGUACCUGUCCAUCCGUCCACCUGAGUGACUGUUGUUGGUGAAUUAUAUAAUUUAUGUACCUGUAAUGUGAAGCUAAGAAGUAAUUAUUUGUAAAUAUUUGCCAUAAUUUUAUUGGUCCUUCAGAAUAAAAAUAAUUUUUUGAAAGUUAAA
Molecule: messenger RNA, 8773 nt
Organism: Pleuronectes platessa (European plaice)
Lineage: Eukaryota; Metazoa; Chordata; Actinopteri; Pleuronectiformes; Pleuronectidae
Gene: pax5
Product: paired box 5
Exons: 11
Coding region: 1113-2387 (424 amino acids)
Biological process (GO): anatomical structure development; regulation of transcription by RNA polymerase II
Molecular function (GO): DNA-binding transcription factor activity, RNA polymerase II-specific; RNA polymerase II cis-regulatory region sequence-specific DNA binding
Source: RefSeq, a predicted model, not a curated record